CCGCUCAGUGGAGACGCUCGACGGUCGCUACCUCUCCGCUCGAACCCGCGCAGCUGACACACCGGACACACGGGCCUCGGGAUAUCCACCGGGCACUAGUUCACACCCGCCGAAUAAGCGAACAAAAGCACAAGGAGUCGUUUUCGAGGGCUCAGCAGCGAUGUCGGAGUUUCUGGUGAAUCUGCUCGGAGAGCGGCUCGUCAACGGGGAGAAAGCCGAGGUGGAUGUGCAGGCGCUGGGCAGCAGGCUGUCUCUGCUAGGGCUCUACUUCGGCUGCAGUUUAAACGGCCCCUGCAAGCAGUUCAACGCCAGUCUGAGCGAGUUUUACAGCAAGUUUAGGAAAUCCUCCGAGCACAAGGACAAAUUGGAAAUCGUCUUCAUCUCUUCGGAUCAGGACCAGAAACAGUGGCAGGACUUCUUGCAGGAGAUGCAAUGGCCGGCGUUGCCUUUUAAAGACAGACACAAAAAGAUGAAGUUAUGGAACAAAUACAAGGUGACCAGCAUUCCCUCUCUGGUGUUUAUCGACGCUGCCACAGGGAAGGUGGUGUGUCGGAACGGCUUGCUUGUAGUGAGAGAUGACCCAAAAGGCCUGGAGUUCCCCUGGGGGCCGAAGCCUUUUGCGGAGGUGGUAUCCGGGCCCUUGCUCAGGAACAACCGACAGACCACAGACAGCACUGCCCUGGAGGGAUCCUAUGUGGGGGUUUACUUCUCUGCACACUGGUGUCCACCUUGUCGCAGUCUAACCCGAGUGUUGGUGGAGUCGUACCGCAAAGUGAAAGAAACAGGGCAGAAAUUUGAGAUUGUGUUCGUCAGUGCAGAUAGGUCGGAGGAGUCGUUUACGCAGUAUUUCAGCGAGAUGCCGUGGUUAGCUGUGCCGUACUCAGACGAGGCCAGACGAUCACGACUCAACAGACUCUAUGGCAUCCAAGGUAUCCCUACACUGAUUUUGCUGGACACAGAGGGCCACAUGAUCACGCGACAGGGUCGGGUAGAGAUUCUCAAUGAUCCCGACUGUGGGCUCUUCCCGUGGCACCCGCGGCCUGUGCUGGAGCUCACCGAGUCCAACGCCGUGCAGCUUCAUGAAGGACCCUGCCUGGUGCUGUUCGUAGAUGCUGAGGAGGAAGGAGAGCUGGAUCCGGCCAAAGAGCUCAUCCAGCCAAUCGCAGAGAAGAUCAUGGCCAAAUACAAAGCCAAGGAGGAGGAGACGCCACUGCUCUUUUUUGUAGCCGGAGAGGAUGAUAUGAGCGAUUCCCUGCGGGACUACACUAACCUGCCUGAGGCAGCACCUCUCCUCACCAUCCUGGACAUGUCGGCUCGCGCCAAAUACGUUAAAGAUGUUGAAGAGAUCACACCGGCUGUGGUAGAACAGUUUGUUAGUGACUUUCUAGCAGAAAAGCUCAAACCAGAGCCCAUAUGAAGUCCUGGACUGCACUAAACCCUCCCACACCCGUUACCCGAACCUCCAUCUGGCCCUUGGCCUCCAGGCGUGCACUCUCUUCUCUUCCUGUCAGACUGUUUGAACAGAAGCAUACUUUGUAUUGACAUUUUCCUUUUUAAACAUGCCCCUCCAUCUCGAAGCAGCCGCCUCUUCCUGUGGUGCCUUGCAUUUACUACAGCGCUGAUGGUAAAAUGCAGAUCUUUAUGUUGAUUGUCUUUUGCCGUUACAUUUAGAAAUUAGAUCAAACCCUGCAGCUGCAAGUGAAUAUGAUUUUUUUCAUCAAGUGUUUACUUCUAUCCUUGGAUAUUGUUUCAAGAAUCAAGAGCUUAGAAUAAUUGUAGCUUGGUAGAUGUAUUAUUAUUAUUUUUCCACAGACACUGCACAUUUCCCAUAUGUAUGGCCGUGAUUCUCUUAUGGGUGCUGAUAAAUAUGCAUACAUGCUGAUGUUGAUAUCAUUGUAUAGAAGGCACUAUCUAUUCUUUGUGUAGCUGCCGCUGUUUAUUUUUAACGCAGUUGUCUCGAAAGGAAUCUGCCCACCUCCGUGUUUGAUAUUUGAUGUUGUCGGAUGACUGAUCAGUUCCCAGCUCAAACAUGAUAUUUUAGUGGAUUUUCUGUGAAGGUCCCCUGUAUUAAUGCAGUCUUAUGUUUUUGAAGGCACAAUAAACAGCAUCUAAUUGCAAGCUUCCUUAUGAAACGUAGCCAAUUAAAGCACACUGUCUGUUCUUGGAUGUGUUUGAAAUGAUGUCAUAGCCAUUAAAAGUCACUGUUGAAAA
Messenger RNA from Danio aesculapii, 2211 nucleotides. RefSeq names its product nucleoredoxin (gene nxn). The transcript is spliced from 8 exons. The record is from RefSeq and is a predicted model, not a curated record. The coding region runs from base 161 to 1417 and encodes 418 amino acids. Gene Ontology annotation, molecular function: thioredoxin-disulfide reductase (NADPH) activity. NCBI's taxonomy places the organism in Eukaryota, Metazoa, Chordata, Actinopteri, Cypriniformes, Danionidae.